Molecule: messenger RNA, 260 nt
Organism: Drosophila bipectinata
Lineage: Eukaryota; Metazoa; Arthropoda; Insecta; Diptera; Drosophilidae
Source: RefSeq, a predicted model, not a curated record
GACACUAUCGAAAAGAUGAACUUCGCACACAGCUCGAUUCUGCUGCUUUUGGGCCUGGUACUUGGCGCUGUCAAUGCUCAGAUUCCCACCAGGGAAGACUCAUGGAAGGAUAAGGCCUGUGGUCCAGGCAGAUACUACCAUGAGGCCCGCAAUACGUGUUGGCCUUUUUAAACACUAUAAAGGACCUUACAUAGACUUUAUAGUGGAGUGUAUUUUAAAAUAUUUUGUUUAUAUGAAAUAAAAUUUCUGUAGCACAUCAA